This is a messenger RNA of Leucoraja erinaceus (little skate), 3953 nucleotides long. RefSeq names its product histone H1.11R-like. NCBI's taxonomy places the organism in Eukaryota, Metazoa, Chordata, Chondrichthyes, Rajiformes, Rajidae. The coding region runs from base 1584 to 2345 and encodes 253 amino acids. Gene Ontology annotation, biological process: nucleosome assembly. Gene Ontology annotation, cellular component: nucleosome. The record is from RefSeq and is a predicted model, not a curated record. The transcript has a single exon. Gene Ontology annotation, molecular function: structural constituent of chromatin; DNA binding.
UCCAUCUGGAGGACAUCCGUAAAUUCCGGUAUAUGUUAUUAAUGCAAGAAACGCGUACUUUCCUACCUGUUAAAAACCGCCAAAAUGUUGAAAUUUUGCGCUGAAAAAAAUUGUGGAAGUCGGGGUAAGUGUGAGAGACAUGUACCCAACUUUAGAAUUCCAAAAGUGAAGCGAAAUGAAGGUAAAGAGAAGCGAGAGCUGAAGGGACAACAGCAGCUAAAGUGCUUGGUAAACAUUGGCCGUGCAGAUAUCGGAAUUGAAAAUAUUGGGAAUUAUCGCGUUUGCUCACUGCAUUUCAUCAAGGAGGGCAUUAUUUGUGGUUUUUCUUGAUUCCUUUGGUAUCUAAAAACCCUCAGAAGUGAUAAAUCUGGCUGUAAAUUUUUCUUCAGAUGUGUUUUCAUUUUGUAUGUAAAAACCCAUUUGGGAACCAUGGGCGAUUUAAAAAAAUUACAGCCAGAUUUAUCACUUCUGAAACUUUUUAGAUGACAAAGGAAUCAAGAAAAAACACAAAUAAUGCCUUAGUUGAUGGAAUGCAGUGAGCAAACGGCCAAUGUUUGCCAUGCACUCUGGCUGUUGUUGUCCCUUCAGCUCUCGCUUCUAUCUACCGUAAUUUCUCCUCACUUUUGGAAUUCUGAAUUAGUCUCUCACGCUUAUCCCGAUUUCCAUAAUUAUUUACAGCGCAAAAAUUGACAAUUUCAGCGGGUUUUAACGGGUCCGCUACGCUGGAAACAAUGGUAAGUGUUUACCUGCAGUUCAUCGCGUGUACUCCAUUUGGAGUAGCGUAACAACAUAUAACCAUAUAACAAUUACAGCACAGAAACAGGCCAUCUCGGCCCUACAAGUCCGUGCCGAACAACUUUGUUUUCCCUUAGUCCCACCUGCCUGCACUCAUACCAUAACCCUCUAUUCCCUUCUCAUCCAUAUGCCUAUCCAAUUUAUUUUUAAAUGAUACCAAUGAACCUGCCUCCACCACUUCCACUGGAGGCUCAUUCCACACCGCUAACACUCUCUGAGUAAAGAAGUUCCCCCUCAUAUUACCCCUAAACUUCUGUCCCUUAAUUCUGAAGUCAUGUCCUCUUGUUUGAAUCUUCCCUAUUCUCAAAGGGAAAAGCUUGUCCACAUCAACUCUGUCUAUCCCUCUCAUCAUUUUAAAGACCUCUAUCAAGUCCCCCCUUAACCUUCUGCGCCCCAGAGAAUAAAGACCUAACUUAUUCAACCUAUCUCUGUAACUUAGCUGUUGACAACAGUACGGGUCAUGGGUCGUUCGAAUUGAAUAGCAUUCAAACUUACUCGUACAUUUCCCUCUUUAUUGCAUUCGCAUUUUUUUGUAAUUGUGAUUGACAAUGCAAAUACGUUAAUAGGAGAUUUGGAAAAUAUGAGCCAAAAUAUUUUCCAGAGGCUGUUGGACUAACGUGUUGGACAAAGUGACAUGAAUGUUGAAGGCGGGUGAAGGAAUUUCUUGCAGUUUCCGGGAUUGCUCUUCACCGUCCGCCUCCGUCGCAUAAAAGCGGCUGCUGCUGCACCUCACUUCUCUAGUUUCGGCCAGAGAGAGGAGAAAAGAGCGGUUCCCGGGCCUCUCCGACAUGGCUGAGAACCAGAAGGGGGAAGAUGUCGGCGAUUCCGGCGGAGGAGGCGGGGGAAGUAACUCCACCCCGCCUAAGGCGAGGCCGGCGCCGGAUAAGGGAACGGCGGUAAAGAGGCGGCGGCAACGACAACAACAACAGCCGCAGCCCCAGCCUGAGCAGCGGCGCAAGAAAGUGUUGGUUCGCCCCACCGUUACCGAGCGCGUCCUCUCGGUGGCGGCGUCCAACAUGGAGCGACGCGGUAUCUCGCUGGCCGCCCUGAAGAAAGCGCUGACGGCCAUGGGCUAUGACGUGAGCCGCAACAACAACCGUGUCAACCGGACGGUGCGGCAGCUGGUGCAGGGGGGCUCGCUGGUGCGGACCAGCGGCACCGGUGCCUCCGGCUCCUUCAGAUUCAACCGGACACCGGCGCCCAAGCGGGAGAAGAAAACGGGGGUGGCCCGCAGGAAGGCGACGACCAGGAAAAAAACGAGGUCGCGCAAGCCCACCGCCGCCCAUUCCAAGAGGUCGCCGCCCAGGAGGAGGGGCCCGAAGCGCCAAACUAAAACGCGCAGGACCGUCGCCCGACCCUUCAAACGCCGCCCCAGAGCGGGCGUCCGUCCCCGCGCUAAGGCCCGGGCCCGUCUCCAGCCCCGAAGAGGUGGACCCCGGCCAGCGCGGGACUACCGCCGCCACCGGUCGGGUCGAGGAAGAAAGGCGGCCCGCGGACGGAUCAAGCGGCCGGCGGGGCGCCCACGUAAAUCCGGACCCAGGCGCCGGUAGAAGGAACCGCCCUCGCUUGUUGACGGUGUCGCCUUGAAGGGGUUGAAUGUACCGCUCUAUUAUAAAACGGCUCUUUUCAGAGCCACCAAACAAUCAAGGAAACAGCAAAUCCGUUCCAGGAGAGGACGACAUGUAACUUCUAUUCUAUCUGCCUAAGAUCUAACAACCUGUAGAUUUAAUAUCAAUUUCGCCACAAAGCCCUCCCAACAUAAUUUAAAAGUAGUCACUGAGUUGCAAAGCUUCGAUUCCAUACCUACAUUACCAACUAAUCAAAUUGUGUAAUCAAAUCCAUUCAUUGUUUUAUUCGCCCGGUGCAUUUGAAGAUUAGGUGAUUAUCUUUGCUACAGUUUUUAUUUAAGACCUUAAUUACAUCCCUUAAUUUAACACGUCAAUUAUAUCCAUGAAUUACUGAUACUAAACUAAAGAGUUAAGAUCAGAAUGGAAGAACAGCAACGCAAUGGGGUGACUUUAGAUAUGGUUCCAAUUUCAACAUGUGCAGAGCACAAAUAAAUGUUUAGGAAAUAACUGCAGAUUCAAAUCGAAGGUGGGCACAAAAUGCUGGAAUAACUCGGCGGAGCAGGCAGCAUCAAUAGAGAGAAGGAAUGGGUGACGUUUCGGGUCGAGACUCUUCAGACAAAGAAAUGUUUGACGUUACCGGGGACAAGAUUUAUAUUCUAUUGAUUGUACAUCGAAUGUCAAGCCAAGGAAGAUUUUUGACUUGAAGCGUUGAUUGUUUCUUUUUCGACGCUGCCGACCCGACUGUCCAACGUUUUGUAAUUUUCAGUGUUUUGACUUUCAUUGUAGCCAAUUGACACCGACAAAGUUAUUGAUCAAUUAGUUUUAUUUAUGAUCCGAAUGAAUCUCAAAUGGCAGCUUUAGACGGAGCCUCUACUUGGACCUGAUACUUUGUGACCGCUUUCAUCCCUUCCGAGACGGCGGAUAUCGACAGUUACCCAGGCAGCAGGAGGCGGAUGGAACUCUGAAUCUCCCGGGAGGGGAUGGUCUGGCGGAGGGUGUAAUGUACCAGACGAGAAGCCUUGAAGGAGAGGCGCUCGAAAAUGUCUGGCUAACGAGUUCAUGGCACUCAUGGUCAAAGAUCUUUGCUCAUGGUCUUGGAGGAGAAGCACGUGGUGGGGUGGACUUAUUUCAGCACCUGGUAGCUCAACCUCAUGGUGGCUCUUCUUUGAAAUGACGCAUUUCGAACUCACUCCCAAGUUACUUGUGGAAACAGCGACACCACUACAAAGUAUUCACGACUGCCCAAUUCCAAAUCAAAUCCCGAGGAAGUAUCAGGUCAAUGCCACACCGUCACCUCUCUGAUGAGGAAUGGGUAAUCGCUAAUUUCAAUUGAUUGCUCCUUGUUCACCUGCACCAAUCACAACAGUUUCCUUUUAACACUGGGCGGAGAAGAAUCUUGUUAUUUAAUAUCCAUAUUAAAACUUCAUCUACCAUGACAACCGCGUUCAAAUUCAUUGAUUUCAAUUGAAAAAAAAAACCCUAAAAUAAAUCUUUGGUGAGCCUCGAGAUAUUGAAAUUCAACUAUCCUCGAAAAGAAAAGGAAUAUCGAUGCCAAAAGAAAGGCUUCUCCAACAACGUCAAAAUGCAUAA